Messenger RNA from Mucor mucedo, 1806 nucleotides. Its product is annotated as tetrapyrrole methylase. NCBI's taxonomy places the organism in Eukaryota, Fungi, Mucoromycota, Mucoromycetes, Mucorales, Mucoraceae. The transcript has a single exon. The record is from RefSeq and is a predicted model, not a curated record. Gene Ontology annotation, biological process: siroheme biosynthetic process; cobalamin biosynthetic process. Gene Ontology annotation, molecular function: uroporphyrin-III C-methyltransferase activity; sirohydrochlorin ferrochelatase activity; NAD binding. Bases 77 to 1678 code for a protein of 533 amino acids.
GCCUCCUUUCAAAAAGAGUAUAAAUCUUACAUUAUAUUUACUCUAUCCCCCACCCUUUCUUCCUUAUUUUAAAAUAAUGUCUAUCCAGCCUAGAGUACCUGUACCUCAAGGGGGUGCUUCACUCAUGUUGGCAUUCCAAAGUCAGCACAAGAACAUUCUCGUCAUUGGCGAUAACUCCAUUGCAGCAAGUCGAGUUUUAUCAUGCCUUGAAGCAGACGCCAAAGUAUACCUUGUUUCCAACCCUGAAUACAUGUGUUCUGAACUUCAAUACCGAGUCGAAAAUAAUCAAGUCACCUUAUUAACACCCGAAUUCAAUCCUGUCAUUCUGGAAAGAUACCAAUUCAGUUUAGGCUUCAUUUGUCAAGCUUCACCAGAGAUUCAAUCCAUUGUAAACAGCUUCCGUCAGCACGCCAUUCCUGUCAACGUAGCUGAUCACAGUGAUCUUUGUGACUUCUUUAUGACUUCUACUUUCAGAGAUCAGUCACUUCAAAUUGCCGUUUCCACUAAUGGACAAGCAUCCAAAUUAUCCAACCGUAUUCGUCGUCACAUCACUUCAAGCCUACCCGCAAGAUUAGGCGAUGCUAUUAAUCGUGUAGGUGUUUUAAGGAAAAAGGUGCGUGCUUCGGAUCCAAGCUCCGCCUCCAGCUCCAGACGUAUGAAAUGGUUGGCUCAAAUUUGUGAAUACUGGAGUAUGGAAAGAUUAGCCCAAUUAUCGGAUCGGGACAUGGAAGAGUUAUUAGAGUCGUAUCAUCAUGAUGAAGGUUAUGAAAGCUUGGAAUCAUCUACAGCUCCUAAAACACAACAACUUACAAGCGAUAAAGUCAAUCACUGGGGAAGUAUUGUGCUGGUCGGUUCGGGUACAGGUGAUCCUGAUUUAUUGACCAUGGCUGCUUACAAGGCUAUCAAAGAGGCUGACUUGGUCUUGUCGGAUAAGAUUGUCCCUGCAGAAGUUGUCGCUCUUGUUGAAUGUGAACUGAAAAUUGCUCGUAAAUUUCCCGGUAACGCUGAUGCUGCUCAAAUCGAGUUUAACGAAAUGGCAUUGAAGGCCAUUAAACAAGGUAAAAAAGUGGUUCGUCUCAAGCAAGGCGAUCCUUAUUUAUUCGGGCGUGGUGGAGAGGAAGUCUUGUUUUUCCGUAAGCAUGGGAUUGUGCCUCGUGUUAUUCCCGGUAUUUCUUCUACUGUCGCUGCAGGUCUGUUGGCAGGUAUUCCCUUAACCCAUCGUGGUGUUGCGUCUCAGUUUUUGGUCACAACCGGCACUGGCGCUAGCAAUUCUUCUGCUCCUUUACCUACAUUUGAUAAACAUCGUACGGAUGUCUUUUUGAUGGCUAUUCAUCGUUUGGAGGCAUUGACAAAGGACUUAAUGGCGACACAACAAUACCCAGAAGACAUCCCUUGUGCUAUUGUAGAAAGAGCAAGCUGUAAAGACCAACGUGUAAUCUGGGGUAACCUCUCGAAUAUUGUGCAAGUUCUGGAAAGUUGCGGUGGAAGUAGGCCACCUGGAUUACUUAUUGUAGGACAUGCUAUCAAUGUUUUGAAGCAUGAAAAUAAGGGCUUGGAAGGUGUUGCUGCCAACUUGAUGACGGCUUCGGGUUUAUCUGAUGAGGUCGUAUUUAAUCAUGAAGCUAAGGUGGAUGAAUCCAACCUUUUACGAUUGCAUGAUCCUGAAUGUGUCUUUUAAACAACCCUUCUCCGUUAAGCACACAUACACCCACACAACACUUAAUACCAACUAUGUACAUAUCUAAAUAGAAAUAAUAUUUAUCAAUCUUAAUAAAGAGCAGGAGGGUAACCUUCCGUUUAAAUCAA